AUGCCUUUCGUGCAGCGUGCUGUAGAACCGAAGUUUCUCUCGCGGACGAGUUUGCGAGAUGAUAAUGGAAGGCCCAGGGUUACGGACGAGGAACUUCAAGCCGUUACUAAUUGCACUCUUAGCAACGCGCUUCGCCAACUAGCUUCUUUAGUGCUAUUAGCGGAGGAUAUCUUCAACGAUUUAACGUGCCAACUUCAAGGAAUAACAGAACGCUCCAAAGCCGCUCAAUUGAGGAUCGAGAAAAUUAACGAAAUCGUUGAGAAGUAUGACCCGAAGAAAGUGCCAGUUCGGCGUUAUCUAAAAACCUGUUUCGGCGCUCCGUCGAACCCGCAAUGGGAAAAAACGUCCAGAUUCCAAAGCGGACCA
This is a messenger RNA of Iphiclides podalirius (scarce swallowtail), 366 nucleotides long. Lineage: Eukaryota; Metazoa; Arthropoda; Insecta; Lepidoptera; Papilionidae. The record is from the annotation of a GenBank genome assembly.